CUCGCGCCAAUCCCUACGACGCACCUAACAUUACCUAUUGCCACCCUAUUUUGUGCCCUAAACACGACCUAGUACCUUGUGUGACCCGUUCCUUAUUUUAUUAUAUAUUUUGCGUUAGGAUAGUUAGGACUGAUUCAUCUGUUCUCAAAAGUCCGCAUCUUUUCAAUUCUAAUUUCCCGUCAAACAGUAAAACCGAUUUUUUGUCCUUAUUUUUAAAGAUAUCUUUGCCUAUCUCCAAGAGAAAAUAAAUUCAAGAACAACACGUCGGCAGACUGUGUCCUCUCUCGGAACCAUAUCCUAACACGAAACAUUAGUUAAAAAAAUGCAAAUAGUAGCAUUAUUCUAUUAGGCAUAAUAAUUAAACAAAUAAUAAUAAUAAUGUCAUUAUUAGCUGCCUCCAACAUCAUUGAUCAAGCCUUGUCUUAUUAAACGAAAAUCUCCAAUAAGGUGGCACCACAAAUCCCUCCACGUUAUCACCAAUCCCACCCUCCGAUCCUCUUCACCCUCCCUCCCUCCCUCGAUCUUCGUGUCAACACUUCAAAAAGUCUUCCCUUAUAGAAGAAAGUGUUUUUCCAAAUCCCUUCCCUUCUUCCAAAUCCCUUUACUGUCACGUGAAAUCUAACACCGAGCGUGUAGAUAGUCUAUGAAAUCCAAUUAAAUGUUCUUCUGAGAACAAAGAACAUAAGAUAACAAACAGAAAGCGCUUAUAAAUGGCUUUCCACGACCAUCUACCGCACGAAAUCACGUUCCAGCCGUUUACCGAGGAGCAGCAGUUAGGUCAGAGCAGGGACAUGCAGCGGCUGCUCCCGCUCUCCGGCGGGGCGCCGACGUGGCUGAACAACAGCACCGCGGCGACGCUCCGCCAGCAGAAUUUCCUCCACCUGCAGCCGGAAUCCGCCGCAACGACGCAGCAAAACGACGACGUUCGCGGCGGCGGCGGCAGCGGCAUGGAUCGGAACCGGACCGAGAGCAACUCUGAACCGGAUGAUUUGGCAGAAUACAAAGCGGACAUUUUAGGUCACCCUCUCUACGACCAGCUCCUAUCGGCGCAUGUCUCAUGCCUGAGAAUCGCCACCCCCGUUGACCAGCUUCCAAGGAUCGACGCGCAGCUUCAGCAGUCGCAGCGCGUCGUCGACAAGUACUCCGGCAUCGGAAACGGAAACGGCGUCGUCGACGACAAAGAGCUUGAUCAAUUCAUGACGCAUUAUGUUAUACUGCUCUGUGCUUUCAAAGAACAAUUGCAACAACAUGUACGUGUUCAUGCUAUGGAAGCUGUUAUGGCUUGUUGGGAGCUGGAACAAUCUCUACAAAGCUUGACUGGUGUAUCUCCCGGUGAAGGAACGGGUGCAACAAUGUCCGACGAUGAAGAAGAUCAGGCAGAGAGUAAUGCCAACUUGUUCGAAGGAAGCAUGGAUGGAGCUGAUAGUCUCAGCUUUGGUCCUCUUGUUCCCACAGAAACUGAAAGAUCUUUGAUGGAGCGUGUGAGGCAGGAGCUGAAGCAUGAGUUAAAACAGGGUUACAAGGACAAGAUUGUGGACAUAAGAGAAGAAAUUUUACGAAAGAGAAGAGCGGGAAAGCUACCAGGCGACACCACUUCCCUUUUAAAAGCUUGGUGGCAGUCACAUUCUAAAUGGCCAUAUCCAACAGAAGAGGACAAGGCAAGGUUGGUGCAGGAAACAGGGCUGCAAUUAAAGCAGAUAAAUAACUGGUUCAUAAAUCAAAGAAAAAGGAAUUGGCAUACUAAUCCGUCGUCUUCUAGUGGCUCCAAAAGCAAACGCAAGAGUAGUGGUGCAGGUGAAACAAGUAACCAGAGCUUCAUGUGAAUGAACACCUGAUUUGAACUGAAAAAAAAAUAGAUAUAUCUCUAUUCUUCAUUUUAUGCAACAAUGGUGAGAUUCAUAUAUGACCGGAGCUUAGAGGGAAAAACAUGAACGGAAAUGGUGGAAUAUGGAUGAUGAAGGAGUAAUUUGUGAUACCAACAUUUACUUGGGGGGAUUAAUUAAUUACUUGGUUCAAUUACAGAAAAACCUAGUAUUGUUGUAUAUGAGGCUGCUGAGUUGAUACCUGAUACUGUUGCAGGCACUAUCUAUUUGGUUCAAUGGGUAUCUAUGUAUUACUAUUACAGUUCAAAGGUUUUUGAUAAAAAAAAAAACAACAUAGAAUCCUUGAAUGCGGUGCAAAUUAACGAUCAGUUUUAUUUGUUACACACAUAAGUGUCCUACAUCUGAUAUGUGUGGCGAUACAGCUCUUGUACUUAUAAUCCAGUAUAUCGUUUUUACA
Molecule: messenger RNA, 2280 nt
Organism: Glycine soja
Lineage: Eukaryota; Viridiplantae; Streptophyta; Magnoliopsida; Fabales; Fabaceae
Product: homeobox protein knotted-1-like 2
Exons: 6
Coding region: 711-1823 (370 amino acids)
Biological process (GO): regulation of DNA-templated transcription
Cellular component (GO): nucleus
Molecular function (GO): DNA binding
Source: RefSeq, a predicted model, not a curated record